CCGUAAACUGGUUAUCUCUCUUGUGACCAAUGCAUAGACGAUUUUUCUCAAAGAUUACACUUUAAUACAGUAAGAAAUUUCGCCAAGAUGUGUGAAGAAGUAAAUUCAGAAAUUGCAAAAGAUAUUUUAAAUAGCGUGGAUAACUUCUUGUUCGACUGUGACGGAGUGUUAUGGAAUGCUAGUGAACCCAUUCCAGGCAGCUUGGAAACUAUAAAAGGACUGAAAUCUUUGGGGAAAAAGGUAUUUUAUGUUACCAAUAACAGCACAAAGACAAGGUCUGAGUAUGCCCAGAAGUGUGUCAAGCUGGGGUUUCCUGCCUCAGAGGAGGAAAUUGUGUGCACUAGUUACAUAUCGGCACUUUACUUACAUAACAUGAACUUCAAAGGAAAGAUUUACGUUGUUGGAAAUCCCAGUAUGGGAGCAGAACUGGAUAGAUUUGGUCUAAAUCAUACAGGGAUUGGUCCAGACCCUCCAGAAGAAAAUCAAGAAUCUUUUCAAAUUGUGUCUGGUUUGACCCUUGACCCUGAGAUUAACUGUGUCCUAGUUGGAUUUGACAAAUACAUUUCCUAUCCUAAGAUAAUGAAGGCAUCUACCUAUGCCAGACGAGAGGGGGCCUUGUUUCUGGCUACCAAUGAGGACUCACAUCUUCCUCUGAAUGUUCCAUAUGUGGUACCAGGGACAGGAACAAUUGUGGCUGCAGUAAAGGUCCCAGCAAGGAGGGAGCCCCUAGUGAUGGGGAAACCUGAGAUAAACAUGUUUAAAUGUCUACAACAGACACACAACCUAGACCCCUCCAGGUGUAUAAUGGUGGGAGAUAG
Saccostrea cuccullata (small rock oyster) is the source of this 818-nucleotide messenger RNA. RefSeq names its product glycerol-3-phosphate phosphatase-like. The transcript is spliced from 7 exons. Gene Ontology annotation, molecular function: phosphatase activity. The record is from RefSeq and is a predicted model, not a curated record. Lineage: Eukaryota; Metazoa; Mollusca; Bivalvia; Ostreida; Ostreidae. The annotation marks the transcript as partial.